GGCUUAUAAGAAAGGGCCAUGCCCAAACACAAAACAGAGCGAGAAGAAUGAAGUGCACUCAAAAAACUUGGUUCUACAAAGAAUAUGGCCCAAAAGAGGUACUACAAUUUGGGGAUUUUCCCAUGCCUUCUCCAAAGUCUGAUCAAGUUCUAGUGCAAGUGAAAGCCUCAGCUUUGAACCCCAUUGAUUUCAAGAUGAGGCAAAGGCCCAUUGUCCCAACACCCUUGCCUGUGGUUCCUGGUUGUGACAUGGCUGGCGUGGUGGUGGGAUCGGGAGACGGAGUAUCGAAAUUUCGUAUCGGAGAUGAGGUCUACGGCAACAUUCAGGACUUCCAUGGAGAGCUGAAGCAACUAGGAACCCUAGCCCAAUAUAUAGUAGUAGAAGAGAGUUUAGUGGCAAUGAAACCACCGAAUCUCACAUUUGAAGAGGCAGCAAGCUUGCCUUUGGCCCUGCAAACUGCUGUUGAGGGCUUUAAAACUGCAAAGUUCAAGGCAGGGCAAACAGUAUUUGUAGUAGGAGGUGCAGGUGGUGUGGGCAGUUUAGCUGUGCAAUUGGCCAAUAAUGUGUUUGGGGCAUCAAAGGUGGCUGCUACAUGUAGCACAAAGAAGGUGGAGUUUGUGAAGAGUUUAGGGGCUGAAGUUGUUGUUGAUUAUACCCAGCAAGGGUACCAUCAAAUACUCGAGAAGUUUGAUUUCAUUUUUGACACCAUUGGUGACACCAACAAAUCAUAUGUGGUGGCAAAGGAGGAAGGAGCAGUGGUGGAUAUCACAUGGCCACCCUCUAAUCCAAGGGCUGUCAUUUCUUCUCUCGUGGUCUCAGUCUUUGGUGCUGGACCUUCAAGGUUAUGGAUAUCUUCCUUUUGCUCCCCUGAGAUGUAUCUGGCGUUGCUAACCAUCUUGUUGUUGGUGGACUACCUAAGAAGGGUGUUUUGCUUUGGAAACUUUUCAGAAGUGCCAUCCUCGGGCAUAUUUGGCUAGAAAGUAACAUAAGAACAUUUGAUGGGAUCUCACAAAAGUAUGAGCGGGUCAAAUACUCUAUUUUAUAGACACUUUAGGAUUGGUUCUCAUUUACGCCUGAAGAGCCGGGAGUUCUUUGGAUUGACAUUUUUGUCAAUCUAAAACUCCUAGCAAACUCUUAUAUUGUCUUGGCUCGCCCUAAAGGGACUUGGAUUGCUCCGCCAAAAGCAUGUCUCAAACUUAAUUUUGAUAGCAGUUCUUUUGGGAAUCUAAAUCCUAUAGGUGUGGGGGGUUUAUAUGACAGCUCUGGUGGAUCUUAUUCACUUUCUCUGGUCCUUGUGGUAUAAUGACUGCCAAUCAUGUUGCAUUGACGGCCCUCCAUCAAGGUUUGCUUAUUGCUUUUAUUGCUUUUGAGAAGGGCUUUGCCGGAGAUAUUAUUAUGAAAAGGGAUUCACUUAAUGUUAUCAAAUGAUGCAUGAGAGAGAAAAAGGUACCUUGGUCCUUUUUUUUUUCUUUGGAUCAAAAUUCAAGACA
Molecule: messenger RNA, 1490 nt
Organism: Amborella trichopoda
Lineage: Eukaryota; Viridiplantae; Streptophyta; Magnoliopsida; Amborellales; Amborellaceae
Source: RefSeq, a predicted model, not a curated record